AUGGCUGCCGCGUCGCGGACGGGCGCCAAAUUGACGAUCACAGGCUCGGGCUCGGGCCCGUCAGCAGCCUCGUCGUCGUCGUCGCCUGCCUCGGUCUCGGCCUUCUCCGUCUCGUCGGCAGACUGUGCCAGCGCAUCCGCAUCCGACGCACUCUCCUCGCCCCAUACCCAUGGUGACCAUGCCCAUGCUCCUCAUCCUCAUCCUGCGGACGACGACGCCAUGCCAUCGGCAGGCGAUGCCGCCGUAGUGGACGAUGCCGCCCCCGCGAUGGACGAUGCUGCCGCCGCCACAGCCACCGAUGCCGCAGCCGCAAAUACCGAUGCCGCCGCAAUGGAAGACGCCGCCACAGAUAACGACGCCGCCGCAACGGAUGAUGCCGCAGCCGGUCCCGCAGACGUGAUUGCCCCUGCUUCGGCUGAGGCCCUCCCGGGCCUGGGAUCGGAUCCUUCGCCGGGGGCAGAUACCGUGCUAGCGGCAGACGGCGGCGAGGUGGAAAGCGACUCGCUCGAUGGCGAGCCGGCAAACGAUGCCGAUGCGGCCCCGGCAGAGGCUGCUGAUCCAGAUGCACCUGUGGCGGGCGACAACCGCGCCGCCGCCGAGCUACCGCAUGCCGCUUCCGCUGCCGCUGUCGCUGCCGGGACCCGUCCUCCGCAAUCUGACGGCGCUGCCGCUGCUCUGCGCGACGAGAUCUCCGCACUCAGAGCCACCAACGCCACGCUCGUCGAGACACACGCGACUCAGGUGGCCGCGCUGCAGGCGACCGCAGCCUCGGCGUCCGACGCGCUCGCCCUCACCCGCGAGGCGCUCGAGGCGAGCAAGUCCAAGACAAGCGGUCUCGAGAGCCAGCUGGAGAAGCUGCGCCUCGCUGCCGCCGCCGAGGCCACUGCGUACUCGACACAGAUUGCCACCCGCGACGAGCAGCUUGAUGCGCUUCGUGGCAAGGCUGCCACGCUCGAGGAAGAGUCGGCCGCCGCUGCCGCUGCCGCUGCGGCCCGCAUCGCCGACCUCGAGGCGGCGCUAGCCGAGCAGACUGCCGCCACUGCCGACGCAUCGGCUCAGGUGGCACAGCUAACUGACGCGCUGGCGACUGCUCAGACCUCCGCCGCCGACGCCGCCGCCACGUCGUCGUCUCGCAUCGCCGGCCUCGAGGCCGACCUUGAGUCUGCCCGCGCCGAUGCAGCAGCCAAGUCCGCCGACAACGACACCGCGCGCGCCGAGCUGGCCUCGCUCAAGGACCGUCUCCUCGACAUCACCACCCGCCUCGCCAACGCGCAGUCGGCCGAGACCGCUCUGGGCGACGAGGCGCGCACGCUGCGCAACGAUCUGGAGGCGACCCGGACCUCGCUCGCUGACGCCACCGCGUACGGCGAGGAGCAAGCCGCCGCGCGCGAGGCUGCCGAACUCGCCCUCGCCUCGACCCAGGCCUCACUCGCCUCGGCCCGCGCUGACACCGAGGCCGAGCUCGCCGAGAUGCGCGCCGUGGUCGAGACCAAGGAGAAGAUGAUCCAGGAGGUGUGCGCCGGCCACUUUUGGGGUUACGAUGCCACUGGGCGCUUUGUCGGUGCUGCUGCCAACCAGCGCGAGGCCGUCGAGCUCGCCCGCCGCGGUUGGCAAGAGGUCAUCUUCUACCGCGAGAACGCCCUCGCCCGCGCCGACGCCGCCAUCGCCGCCGCCCCGGCCUCGGCUACGGCCCUCAACGCGGUCUCGUGCUUUGACUUUACGCUGUUCAAGGCCACACUGGUGCAGAUGCGGCGGACGGACGACCUCAUCACCAACACCCUCAACGACCUCUCGGUUGGCGCCUCCGAGCCCACCGACGACGCCUGCCGCAAGGUCUACAACUCGCUGAAAGAGCUGUAUGACCUGCGCCGCUCCAAGAUCGACGGCUGCCUCGGCGAGCUCAAGGCCGAAAUGGCCGCCCUCAACAAGGAGCUCGAGGCCUACCCGGACGACCCGGACCUUGCCGAGGACAUCUCCUCCAUCCGCUGGAAGCUCGACGCCCUCUACACCGAGGACGAUGUCGAGGACAUCACCCAGCGCCGCUCGCUCGACGCCUUUCGCGCAAAGUGCCGCUCCUUCCGCGUCCCGCGCUCCCGCGCCUCGCGCGAGCGCACGGCCUCCAAGCCCGACCCGGUCGCCUACGUGCCCAAGGCCUCGCGCUUCGACUGA
Molecule: messenger RNA, 2169 nt
Organism: Thecamonas trahens ATCC 50062
Lineage: Eukaryota; Apusomonadida; Apusomonadidae
Exons: 3
Coding region: 1-2169 (722 amino acids)
Cellular component (GO): mitochondrial intermembrane space
Source: RefSeq, a predicted model, not a curated record